This is a messenger RNA of Solanum pennellii, 1428 nucleotides long. RefSeq lists its product as uncharacterized. The transcript is spliced from 5 exons. Bases 146 to 979 code for a protein of 277 amino acids. The record is from RefSeq and is a predicted model, not a curated record. Lineage: Eukaryota; Viridiplantae; Streptophyta; Magnoliopsida; Solanales; Solanaceae.
AUCUUUUAGAAAAGCUGUCUUAAACCUCAGUCCCCAAAAAUGAAAAACAUGAGUAAUUUUGGAUUCUUAAACCCUCCCUCGCCAACGCUUACACUUCAAAUAUAACACCAAAUAUUAUUACACAGCAAUUUUGUGUUGAUUUGAGAUGCAGAUUGUUCGGCGGCUCUCCGUUACUGUAUCCAAACAAGUAGUUGGAGAUGCUGCGAAUUCAGUUCGUGGAUCGAAGACUCAGUGCCGGUGGAGGUCGUUUGCGGCCCCUGUUCCGUCUGAUUCAGCGGCAGAUAGAAGGAAACAGAAAAAAGUAUCAACGGAAGAAAGGAUAGCAAUGGUGAAAGAUUUUGUUAACAAAUAUAGAGCCAUGAAUGGUGGAAAAUUUCCACCUGCUUAUGCGGCAAUGAAAGAAGUUGGUGGUGGGUAUUACAAUGUCAAGAAGAUUGUCCAAGAAAUGCAAUACAAUGCUAAAAUGCCAGUAGAUAAAGACUCUGUGGUUAAAGAAGUUUCCGCUAGAAAAGCUGCAAUUAGGAAGGAUAAGAGCAACGAGGUAAAGCUGCAAUUAAGCAGUGCAACAUGUCUCGAACAUGAAUGUGAGGAUACUAGUAGCAUCGGUGAGGCAGAGGCAAAGCUACAAACUCCAAUUGCAGCAGAGCAGAUGUUGUUGCAUGAGAUAUCAAGAAUUUCUGGAAGUGAUAAUAAAGAUGCUGCUGCACAAGUUCUUGGAGCGGAGGUAAAAUCUAUUUCACAUUCCAAGGAACCUUUACCUGAGAAUAACAUAAAACAGAAAAACUCCCCUAUGGAAGAUUUCAAAUUUGAUGGCCGAAAGCAGAUGGAUGAGCAAAGACAUUCACCUGAACCCGAAAAGCCUACAAGGAAAUUAUCGAAUGAGCGCAAGGCUGAUAUACAAGCUGAAAGCAAACCAUCCCUGUGGAAAAAUAUGAAAUCUUUUGCAGAUGGAAUCCUCAACAUGUGGUGGAAACAGUAAAUUAGCCCCCAGGUGGUCUCUAGUUUAUGAAUUUUUCCAUUUAGAUAUGAUACUGUUUUUAUCAUCUCCUACUGUAGCUAAGAGUUCUGUAUUGAUGGCUUCCUCCAAAGUGGACUUUUGGGUUCUGCAGAGUUAUCGAAAAACAAGGAGAUGGACUGCAUUUAUGUCAACAUGAGAGAUCUUGUUAGUAUAAUGUUAUGCAGGCAUGUCUGUGCGAUGAAUAAACGAUCGCUAGUGAGAGAACUUGAUGAUGAAGCAUUAUUGUUUUGAAGCAGUUCUUUUCUCUUUACAAGAUAGGUAGGAGAGAAUUGCUGUAUUAGAUGAGCUGCAUUGGAUAUAAAAUGGUUUAUAUAGGAGAUGGUGUAAUUCUAUCCUCACUGGAGAUGCAUGUUCAUGUAAAUAUCUUUUAAACAAUCUAACCAUUUUUAUUUGUUCCUCUUAUUCCUUGA